This is a messenger RNA of Onthophagus taurus, 1673 nucleotides long. RefSeq lists its product as uncharacterized. The record is from RefSeq and is a predicted model, not a curated record. NCBI's taxonomy places the organism in Eukaryota, Metazoa, Arthropoda, Insecta, Coleoptera, Scarabaeidae. Gene Ontology annotation, molecular function: protein binding.
UAUUUAUUAUAUUUAUUUAUAAACUUUCGCUUUCCCCACGAAAGGUGUUAAAAUCGGGAAUAUUUUGGCAUUAUUAGGUUAAAAAAUCAAUUCCGUAUGAUUAUUACAAGCUGUGUCAAAAGUCUCGUUUUGUGUUUUAUGUUAUUUAAACUUUUCGACCUCGACGAUUAUUUCUAUUCCACUGACUUUGAAUUGCAAAGGAUUUUCUGAAAGCCAGCAUAAAAUAAUCAUGUGAUAACGGUUCAGAUAAGUUUUAAAAUAAUAACUCAAAAGAUUUUUUUUCCAUUUAAUACAAUGUCAGUAUCGGAUCCCCUUAUAAAGGAUCUUAAAGGUUGCAUUCUAAAUUUUUUCGAAGAAAUCAAAGAAAACGGCAUAAACGAUUCGAACCCAGAUUUAUUGGUGUUUUGUUCAACAACAGAAAAGAUCUUCAGCACGGGAUUAAAUCAAAUCCACAAUACUUUGGGUUUUAUAAAAAGCAUCAAUAAUCCUUGGUUAUGGCUCGAUAAAAUCGCCUCUGAUAAAGCAAUUUCUUUCACUUACCUUAAUUGCGUUGAAAAAGUAAGAAAAUGCAAAAGCAUUCAAACCAACUUAGGGAGAUUACGACUUCUCAUAAGACUUUGUUUGUCUCAAAAAUGUUUACACAUUCCGUUGGAAUAUUUAAUAACUUCAAAGAAGUUAAACGUGUAUUAUAACGAAAAUUGCAUUAUUGGAGAUGAAAUUUUAAGCGAAAUCUUACUUUCGGUGUUCCGACAAGUUUCAAAAAUCCCUUUUCACCUCAACGUUAACAAUAAUUCUUUCUUGGAUACUUCGUGGAACAUGCCGGAAGUUUUACAUGUUGAAUUUGUACCUUGUGACACUCUCGGAAUGACUGUUAGCUUCUCUGGAGAUAAAGCAGUGAUUAUGAGCAUAAAAUCAAACAGUGUAGCUUCAGAAAAUGGGAACAUUGAAAUCGGUGAUAUCCUCGAAUCAUUAAACGGUUGCCUUAUAACUUCAUCAACAAAAAAUCGUCUUCGUCACAUUUUUAAAAGCGCAAAAGGACGUCCGGUAACCCUCACGAUAAUCAAAGCGGUUCGGGGUGAUUUAAAACAAAUUUAUGGCCCAAUUUUAACCGUUUUAAAGGAUGUUCGAUUAGAUCCUGAUAUUUUAAGGAGUAGAUUGUCUGAAUGCACUGAUUCAAACGAUAAUUUACGAAGGAAAUACACCGGGAGUGGUUUGCGUGUAACUUACAUGGGUUAUGUGGUUGUUGGUUCUAAAGGUGAUGUUAAACAAAUUGAUAAAGCCGUUUCAAGCGUUUUUAAUCCGUCGAUGAAUAACGAGGCUACGAAAUAUUUUAAAACUCGCAAAGAUGUUUGUUUUGAAUUGGGGGAGUUGGGGGUGAAAUGUAUUGAUUUGGCGACGUCGGAAAUUGUUACGAAACAUUCUUAUAUGGAGAUUUCUUCGUGUGGGAGUGUUGCUUCAUUACCGAAUUAUUUUGCUUAUAUUGCUGGUGAUGAUUAUUGUAACACAGCGAAGAUUUUUACGUGCUACAUUUUCUUCGGGAGAUCAAAUGAAAUGGUUAUGACAAUUUUGCAGAGUAUUGGUCAAGGAUUUCAUCGGACUCACUUUGCCGUUUAAGGCUGUGAUAUUAUUAUCAUUACAAAGAAUAGAUUCUUACAUUAAUUUAUUUUACUUUU